Molecule: messenger RNA, 2226 nt
Organism: Pantherophis guttatus
Lineage: Eukaryota; Metazoa; Chordata; Lepidosauria; Squamata; Colubridae
Source: RefSeq, a predicted model, not a curated record
AAUCGAACUGAAAAGCUGUUUUCAGAGAAUGUGAAGUGAUCUGUGACUCAGAAAAGCCAUGAAGCAGAUCUGUGCGCUGCUAGAUAUAAGCCAUUGCGUUUUUUACAAUGACUUGAAAAUGAAAAGAAGAUUCAUUGGAUUUCAACACGCACCAUUCCUCCUUAAAUCCAGGAUGAGAGAAUUUAAGUUGUUUGAAAUGCUGUCAGCAUUGAUCUUGGAAUUACUUUGUGGAACUUGAUAUCAUUAAGAAAUUAGGGUUAAGAUGCUUUCGGGACAUUCAAGCAGAUGUGACCAAUAUUCUCCUUUGGAAAGGACUUUUAAUGCCGGAUAAUCCUCCAUACAAUAAAGGGGCCUUCUGGAUUGAGAUAAGUUUUCCAUGUGAGUAUCCACUCAGGCCUCCUACAAUAAGGUUCAAAACCCAGAUCUACCACCCCAAUGUGGAUAAGAAGGGUAAAUGCUGCCUGCCAGUCAUCAGCGAAAAGAACUGGGAGCCUUAUACAAGGAUAGAGCAAGUAAUUUAUGCCUUGAUAGAGCUGGUAAAUAAGCCUGACAUAGACCACCCAGUGAACCUAGAAGUGGCCAAGGAGUUCAAGGAAGAACAUGAGAGAUUCCUGUUACAGGCUGAAGAUCACACCUGCAAAUUCAGUGAGAAGCGGCCAUGCGAGUGACCUGUGCUCACCGAUUGGAGUCUACCUUAUAUAAUUUUUAGCCUCAAAAGUCUUUGUUUACCAAUGGGAUGGUAGAGAAGAGGGACCAGACAAAAAAUAUGCAUGAUGUAAAUUUGGACUUUUCAGAGUAAAUGAAAAAGGGGGAUGGGAGGGGGGAAAAGAAAGAAGACGGUAAGAAUAAGUGUACAAUUAUGAUGAUAAUACUGAUAGAACAAAUCUGAAAAGAAAUUGAAAGUUUAUACUAUUAGAAUACAGGAGUUGUUCGGAUACCAAACAAGGAGAAUAUUCCACAGCAAAGAAGAUAGGAAGGAGAGAGGAGUAGAGGGUAGGAAGAGGAGAGGGAGGGAGAGGAAUGGAAGAAAGGGAAAAGGAGAGGAAGGAAGGUAGGGGAUAGAAGUAGGAGAGAAGGUGAGUAGAGGGAAAAGAAGAGAGGAGUGGGGAAAGGAAGGGGAAGUAGGAUGAGGGAGGAGAGGAGGAAGAGAAAGGAGGAGAGGAGGGAGGGAAGGAAAGAGGAGAAGAAGAAGAAGGGUUGUUGCAAAAUGAGGGAAGAAAGGGUAGAAGAGCAACUCCGAAUGUAAUUAAAAUGCCUUAUUUUAAUGCUUUCUUUAAGGAAACGUAUAUGUAGGAUUAAUUAUGUAUAAGAAAUGUACAUUUUAUAUUAUGUGUAUAAGAAAUAAAACUGAAAAAUUUUUCCAAAAAAAAAAAGAAAGAAAGAAAGAAAGAAAGAAAGAAAGAAAAUUCGGACUUUUCUGAGUUUAAAGCCAGAACUACUCAUUUGGGGAACAUUUAGAUGCUUGAAUAAGCAUAGGUUCAAAGUUAAGAUACAGAUGAAUGCAUCUGAAUUAAGUUAAAAAUCUCUGCCUGUUCAUGGUACGGAUGAAAAUCCAUGUUACUUUCCCCAUCCUGGAGCUAAAAUCUGUUACCUGAAAGGAUAGUUCUGGCUUUAAAGUCAGUAUUGGAUUUCAAUAAAUUUCAUAUUGAACUGAAGAGAGAACAUAAUUUUCUAAAACAGAAUAAUAUUUUCCCUCAAAAGAACAGAACAAAUUAGAACAUUUGCAAAGUUACAGGAGUACAUCAUAGGAAUAAAGUUAGAAUUCCACAGAGAAAAAGUACUGAGUUUUCUGUUUUCCAAAUACUUUCCAAGCAAAGAAUGAUUUAUCAGGAACAGGAACAGACCAAUGGAAUACUUCUGGAAAAAAGAAUAUUGCAUUUGAUGCUUUGUUGCAUGCUAUUCCCUUGCUAGUAUAUCUUGCCUUGAAUGAAGAAAAUAAACACAUUCUUAAUUCUUUUUAAUUUGCUCUUCUUCGUAUAACUUUCCAUUUUCAUAGUCAUUCCUGUAGUACUUCAGGAUUGUUUCCAAAUCUUUCCUUUUCAAUACCAAAUUUAAUUUAUUUAAUAUAUUGUAGUGUUUCCCUUUUUUCUUAAACCUUAGCAAUUGCACAGGCUGUGUUGCUUUUUAACUUUCCUCCUGCCACCAUGAAAGUAUACGUUGAGCUGACUUUCUGUUCUGUAAUAAAUGUAGGUUAUAAUAUAUGAUAAAGAAUGAUACAUUACUACA